GUCUCCCACAGGGUCACGUCACAUUACCCAUUGACCAUAAAAUAAAAAAUAAAAAAGGCAGUCCGGACUCUUAUUUGCAGGUGCAAACACCAAACUUGGCGAUGAAUUGUGCUUAACAAUUACAUCAUAGAUUUAGCUACCAUAUUAUAUUCAAGGGUCUAGCCAAUUAUGUCACAACCCCAAAACCCCCGGCAUGUAUACACAGAUCAUGAAGAACUCCACAGCUGCAUAUCAUGGAUUUGGGCAAAAAUAUAACACAGAUAUAAACGUACCCUUCAGUAUAGAUGAUGAGUAGGUGUUUGUGAGGCGGCCAGCUGGAGGCCGGGAGGAGGCAGUACGUGGCGCUGCGGACACACCCGAGAGGUGUCCAGAACUUGCUGUGGAUGGUGCCCGAGGCAGAGUAGAGGUGGAGUUCAGUCUCGGAGACCUUGAGGAUGUACUGCCCCGUCAACUGGAGCUUGUCGGAGUGGUUGGUGGGAGAUACGUUGACGUUGAACUCAAAUGUCCGGUUGUCGACAGGGAAACGGUUGAGGAUCCGGUCCAAGUGGACCAUCCAUUGGCUCUUCUCUUCCUCUGUCAGAGUACUCAACUGGUACCGUUCUCUGGGGGUCACUACCAUGAACGUGUAUUUGGCCCGUGUGAUUGUAUGCUGUUUCCCGCUGGUGACACCGAGAGCAUUAGUGAGGGGAAUAGUCAUCCACGGAGAGCCUGGCAUUCUCCUGUUGCCGUGGAUAUGGUACAGCUCGAGUCUCUUGAAUCCUGACUUGCUCUCGAACUUUAGCUCAGCCCUGCAUUUCUGACACGUGGCCUGAGCUCCGGGUUUGUACAGCAGUACUCCACGAAAGAAAACGUCGCCUCUCUCCUCCUUUUCGCUCAUGUUCAGACAGCUCUUUCGCUCGGACAACUGCGUGCAGUCAGUCGACUCUCGCCACUCCCCGAUCUUCGCGAAGCACUGCGCUAUACCUCGCUGCUGCGGUUGCUAAAAGGGAAGCUAUAACGGUGAUUACAACACUACGGAAUUUUCCCCAAGUCUCUCGCGGAGGUGGUAGCGCACUACCAUGUCCAGGAGCUCCAUUUAACGCUCACCCAGGGCCAGUGGCGGACGAGGGUCUGGGGCUACCCCGCCCACCCCGCUCCUCCCGGGGCGGAGCUGUGGGCGUGGUUUCUGCCGGAAGCAGACUCCGAAAAGGAGUGGCCAGGUCUGGUAGACGCAAUGUCUGGUCUCCUAGGAGCUCAUCUCAAUGCUAUUGACUCCGCCUCCUCCUUCCAGCCGCUCGUCUCUUUUCGACCAAAUGGAGCCAUCCUCAGUAAAGACAUGAGCAACAGCUCAGCUUUGCUGCGUUAUGCUGCGUUGCCACGGGAGACGGUGUGCACCGAAAACUUCACUCCCUGGACGAAGCUCUUGCCCUGUGGAACAGCCGCUGGUCUCGGGGAGCUGUUUGAGGCUGAGUCCCUUUAUGACUGUGACUAUCACUCCCUCGGUCUCCACUUCACUCCCCACUGUCUCGACGAUGGGUGUGGCCAGGUGGGAGUGAGACUUUCUCUGACCCUGACGGUUGUGUUUCCGCCCCCCGUGACAUCCAACCCCUCUAUUCUGGAAUGGAGUUUGAAAUCUCUCUUUCAUCGACCUUUGACUUCUGCGUGUCCCCUUGCGUUUUCCAGCACCGUCACCGUGGAAACAAACAGCAUUGACGGAGUGCAAGUGUCUCUGUCCCAGACCCCCUCUCUGACUGGGACAGUGGAGGUGGCUGGUCGCAGGAGAGACCGAGCUGUGUUUGACCUCCACUCCCUCACCAACUCCACAACCUCCAAGCCCCUCCCCCCUCUCUCUGUCUCCUCAUCUUCCUGGGCCUACCACAUAAUGCCGGAGCAACCAGAGCUCCUGGUAAGUCGUCAUCUGGUGGGGUCAGGUCACGACUGGGGUGGCCUCGCCACGGAGAUCACAAACUCCGCCCCUCACACCGUAGAGGUGCUCUAUUUGGAGAUGGUUCCCUGGUUCUUCCGCCUCUAUCUCCACACACUCUCCGUCUCUCAAGCCACAGUUCUGAGUCAGCACUAUGUCCCAGCCAAGGACAGGAGGAGGGCCCACAUGUUGGAGCUUCGUCUCUCCCUCCCUCCCCUCUCCACCUCCUACCUAUCUCUCCAAUUCAGGAGAGCUCAUCUCAAGUGGACCGAACACAAGCCAGACGCUCACCACGGCUUCUAUAUCAACUCUGCAGUGAUCACUACAGUACUGUCUGAAUGCCCCAACUGCACAUCUCUAGCAGCUCAAGAUCAAGAUCUGGCAGUGUUGCGGCUGUACUCUGAACCCCUCCUGGUGUCCCUCCCGACCCCCGACUUCUCCAUGCCCUACAACGUCAUCUGCUUUGUGUGCACCGUCAUCGCCAUAGCGUUUGGCUCCGUCUUCAACCUCACAACACGGACACUCCAGCCAGCUGCCGCUGCCAAAGAAAAGCUCCUAACAAGAAUUCUAAGACGUAUUGGUGUUCUCAGUAAGCAGAAAUCAGAUUGAAUCCUAAAGUAAUG
Molecule: messenger RNA, 2526 nt
Organism: Geodia barretti
Lineage: Eukaryota; Metazoa; Porifera; Demospongiae; Tetractinellida; Geodiidae
Source: the annotation of a GenBank genome assembly